This is a messenger RNA of Acanthosepion pharaonis, 786 nucleotides long. The record is from the annotation of a GenBank genome assembly. NCBI's taxonomy places the organism in Eukaryota, Metazoa, Mollusca, Cephalopoda, Sepiida, Sepiidae.
AUGAAUUUUUUUUUCAAGUUGGAUUUUGUGAAGCGCAACUUAAACGUGUGUAAAAGACCCCUCGCCCUUCUUCUUUCUUUCUUUCUUUCAUUCUGUCACUGUUAUUUCUUUCUUUUCACUCUCUCUCUCAUUCAAUCUUUCUUUCUCUCCUUCUCGCUCUCCCUCCCUCCCUCCUUUUCUUUCUUUCUUUCUUUCUUUCUUUCUUUCUUUCUUUCUUUCUUUGAUUGUUUGUGUCUUUCUCUGUCUCCCUGUCUGUCUCCCUUUCUUUCUUUCUUUCUUUCUUUCUUUCUUUCUUUCUUUCUUUCUUUCUUUCUUUCUUUCUUUCUUUCUUUCUUUCUUUAUCUCUUACUUUUGUUUUCUUUCUUUAAAUCUUUCUUUCUCUGUCUCCCUCUCUCUUUGAUAGUUUCUUUCUUUCUUUCUUUCUUUCUUUCUUUCUUUCUUUCUUUCUUUCUUUCUUUCUUUCUUUCUUUCUUUCUUACUUUUUUUCUUUCUUUCUCUGUCUCCCUUCUUUCUUUCUUUCUUUCUUUCUUUCUUUCUUUCUUUUCACUCUCUCUCCCCCUCUCUUUCUUUCAUUCGUUAUUUCCUUCUCUCUCUAUUUCUUUCUCUCUCUUUCUCCUUCUCUCUUUCAGUCUCACUUUCUUUCUUUCUCUCUCCCUUUCUAUCUCUCUUUUUAUCUCUCUGUAUUUUUUUCAUUCUUUCUCUCCUUUUUCUUUCUUUCUUUCUUUCUUUCUUUCUUUCUUUCUUUCUCGUCUCCUUACUGACCUGUCAUUGCAAACAACUUUUUGA